Molecule: messenger RNA, 1709 nt
Organism: Solenopsis invicta (red fire ant)
Lineage: Eukaryota; Metazoa; Arthropoda; Insecta; Hymenoptera; Formicidae
Product: tachykinin-like peptides receptor 86C
Exons: 8
Coding region: 1-1329 (442 amino acids)
Biological process (GO): G protein-coupled receptor signaling pathway
Cellular component (GO): plasma membrane
Molecular function (GO): tachykinin receptor activity
Source: RefSeq, a predicted model, not a curated record
AUGAAUAACCUAAAUCUGGAACAUUUGUACAAUUGCACUGCGUCGACUUUUGAGCGUAAUGUUACACUGCUAUUAAAACUAAAUCUCAGUGAGAUCCGUUAUUUUAUCGAAGAGACGUUGAACAAGUCAACUAGGCGUGAUGCUUUACGACAGAUGCUCUUUGACUGCAUCCUCGUUAAUCAGGAACGGCCAUUUGAUUUGCCGUGGUGGCAAAAGCUCUUCUGGUCUUUGAUAUUUGCGGUGAUACUGCUGGUCUCAACUGGUGGCAAUAUUAUCGUUAUGUGGAUCGUACUUGCUCAUCGGCGAAUGCGUACCGUAACUAAUUACUUCCUGGUAAAUCUUUCCGUUGCGGAUCUUAUGAUGUCAUUGCUCAACUGCGCCUUCAACUUUAUCUUCCUCCUCAACUCUAAUUGGCCCUUCGGAAUGGUGUAUUGCACCAUCAACAACUUCGUAGCACACGUGACCGUCGCUUCCAGCGUUUUUACUCUCGUCGUAAUUUCAUUUGACAGGUACAUGGCCAUUAUGUAUCCACUUAAACACCAUAUGUCUCGCAAGCGGACAGUGAUUACUUUAAUUUUAAUCUGGAGCAUCUCGUCUGCCCUUGCAACACCGUGUCUUUUAUAUUCCACAACUACAUUACGCAGAUAUUCCAACGGAACAACCAGAAUCUCCUGUUAUUUAUUGUGGCCUGACGGGGGUUAUUUGCAUAGUAAAACGGAGUAUUGCUACAAUAUCCUGUUCCUCACUGUAACAUAUCUGGUUCCCAUGUCAGUGAUGGCUAUCUGUUACACAUGUAUGGGGCGAAAGUUAUGGGGCUCGAAGUCGAUUGGUGAACUUACGCAUUACCAGAAAGAAUCGAUGAAAUCUAAACGCAAGGUUGUAAAGAUGUUCAUUAUCGUGGUGACAAUAUUUGCUCUAUGCUGGUUACCAUAUCAAGGGUUUUUCAUCUUUGUGUAUCAUUACCGUCAUUUCGCGGAAAGCAGUUACGUGCAACACGUGUAUUUAAGUUUUUACUGGCUCGCUAUGUCCAACUCUAUGGUAAAUCCGAUCAUAUAUUACUGGAUGAAUAACAGAUUUCGAGUUUACUUUGAAUUGGUAAUUUGCAAAUGCUGCUGCAUGAUAAAUCGGACAAAUGUGCAAACUCACGAAACCCAAGAAUUAGCAGGGUUUCAACGUUCAGAAAUCAUGCCAUACAAUUCGGGUCGUUUUAAAUCUACUUCUGUCAGAUGGCGACAAAGCGUGGCCGAAAGUCCAAUACAGACCUUUAAAACGAAUACUCGCACAAUGUGCGAGGGACUCCAAACUAAAGAGGACGUUGCUAUAAUCUGAAUUCUAGUUUAAUUAUAUCAUACAUUACGAGAACAAUGCUAAAAUGAUGUCGUAAUAAUACCAUCUUCAUGCUUUACAACGAACUUUGUUAUAAGCAAUUAUCGAAUGUUCUAAUUGCUAAAUUAUCAACAAAAGUAAGUUAGUAAGCAUAACAUUCUAUCUUUCCCUUUUAAAAGAUAUUAUUUACUCGUAAAUGAGACUGACAAAAUUAUAAACAGAAAAAGUUCGAUGUUAUUUGUAUAUUCAAACGUACUAAAUAAUGUAAUUGUAUAAAUAUACGUCUCGUGUGAUAACAUCUCUUACUCUCUUGGAACUGUUAAUAUUAUAUUACAACAAAAUUCUGUGUAUAUUCUGAAAUAAACAGAAUUUGUUCUCACAAA